This is a messenger RNA of Thalassophryne amazonica, 6197 nucleotides long. Its product is annotated as IQ motif and SEC7 domain-containing protein 1-like. Gene Ontology annotation, molecular function: guanyl-nucleotide exchange factor activity; protein binding. The coding region runs from base 853 to 4260 and encodes 1135 amino acids. NCBI's taxonomy places the organism in Eukaryota, Metazoa, Chordata, Actinopteri, Batrachoidiformes, Batrachoididae. The record is from RefSeq and is a predicted model, not a curated record. The transcript is spliced from 14 exons. Gene Ontology annotation, biological process: regulation of ARF protein signal transduction; actin cytoskeleton organization.
AGAUAUGGGGGGGGGGGAGAGAGAGAGAGAGAGAGUCGGGGAGAAAGGAGAAAAAUAUUUAAGAGCAGAGAAGCUUCUGACUCUCGCUGAAGGAAGUGGAAAAGGAAGAGCAGCUGAAAGAGAGCAACAGUAAGAUUGUGAGAAAAGAACCAGCGUCUCGUCUCAUUAGAAAGUUUGUUCUUGCAGCAGGGGAGGAGAUUGAAGAUCAGGCUGUAAAUGAACCCUGUGCAGGCUGUCAAGAGAAUGAGUGAGGUUUGGCAGAUUUCUGUCCAUCUCUGUGCUCCUGCACAUUCCGGUACCUGUGCCCUUUAGACCGGCACUGAGCUUGAACAGGAACCAUGCUGUCUCAGAGGAUCCUGAGCUGACGCACUGUGUGGAGGGGCCGGCGCAGAGGAUGGACUGACUGACCUCAAUUGAAGCUCAACACAGAUGAAGAGAUGAAGCAGCCAACAAUAUAGAGCUUAUUUUAGAAGGUCGCACUCCAACUUGGUCCAAAUCCGUCAGAGUGGGUUACGAGCCAUUGCUGGCGGAGUUCUUCCUAGACCUACUUUGCAGGGUUAGUGACGACUGAGACAAGUCCUGGAGUGAUGUGGCUGAUUUGGUCAGAAUAAAACUACUCGGGCUCCUGGCUUUUUUUUUUCUUCUCCUCUCUCUUCCCCUCUCUCUUCCCAGUGGCAUUGGCAAGUCCACUCAAAUUUGGGGCUAAAGCUCCAGAAGAGGUCGGAUCUGCCGUCCAAGCCACAGAUUCACUGGGAGAAUAAACGAGUCGGGACUUGUUCCUCUGAUGUCAUGGUGCCUGUUGCCACUGCGUGUUCCCACUGUCUUUUUCUCUGAAAUGCGACCGUGCCAAGGAUGUGGAAGUUUAAAGCUUUUUGUCUGGAUUAUUGGCACGUGCUGUGUUUGCACCCACACAGCAACUUCUACAAGAGUGUGGAAGGGGAUGGCCGGCCCAGUGAGAGUGGCACGUCUCUGGACGGUCGACCCAACUAUGGUCAGGGACCAGUGACUCACAGCUCAGCCAUCAGCCCUGACCGAUUUGACAGCCCACUUUACAGCCACGGGGUCCAGCCUGGACCCCAGAGGCCCCGACGGCCCAAGCUCCAGCACUCGCAGUCUAUCCUCCGUAAGCAGGCCGAGGAGGAGGCUAUCAAGCGUUCCCGUUCGCUCUCUGAGAGCUAUGAGCUUUCUGCAGACCUCCAAGACAAACAGGUGGAGAUGCUGGAGCGUAAAUAUGGUGGCCGAUUCAUAACUCGGCAUGCGGCUCGCACCAUCCAGACAGCCUUCCGCCAGUACCAGAUGAACAAGAACUUUGAACGUCUCAGGAGCUCUAUGUCUGAGAACCGUAUGUCCAGGCGGAUUGUUCUGUCCAACAUGAGGAUGCAGCUCUCAUUCGAGGGCCCUGAGAAAGUCCACAGUUCCUACUUUGAAGGGAGGCAGGUGUCCAUGACUGAUGACGGCACCCCACUGUCCAUGGUGCAGUCUGAUUGCGGCGAUGUAGAGAUUCACCAGCAGGCCAACUUGGCACCUCACCCAGUCCCGCAGGGUGAUCUGACGGAUGCAAUCACAGAGCUGGAGGAUGCCUUUUCCAGGCAAGUUAAAUCUCUGGCUGAAUCAAUUGAUGAUGCACUGAACUGUCGCAGCCUUCAGGGGGAUGAGGGACCAGACCCAGAGGCCAUGGGCUGCCCUGAAGUCGAGCGGGAAGUGCCCUAUCAGGUGAAAUCCCACCGCAGGGCAGGCAGUCGUAUGCGUGAUGAUCCAACCUACAGCGAUGUUACUCUUUUCAUUGAUGAGGAGGACAUGCCCCCCUCUAUUGCUUUGUCGAGGUCAGGGGACCACCCCUCCAGCACAGAAUCGGACAUGCGGUUACGUUCGGUCAACUCCUCCCAGGAGUACUGGCCUAUUGACCCUAAAGAUGAGGGUCGUGACACAGACACCAGCUGCCGCAGCACUCCAUCUCUAGAGUGCCAAGAGCAGCGCCUUAGAAUGGACCAUCUUCCUCUGUUGACUAUAGAACCUCCUAGUGACAGCUCUGCAGAGAUCAGUGACCGGUCAGAUCGUGGCUCUGUCAAACGACCCCCUGUGUACGAGCCUCACGCCCACAUUGUAACGUCAUCCCAGGCUAGCCCCAAACACAUUUCUCAUGGGCCCCCACCACGAGCUCCCCCUCGUGACGAUGAGGCAUCUUUGCGUCGCCGCCACCGACAGCUGGAAAGCCAUCUUGCCAUCAAUGGCUCAGCCAACCGACAGAGCAAGUCAGAAUCGGACUUUUCUGAUGGUGACAAUGACAGCAUCAACAGCACAUCAAACUCAAAUGAUACAAUCAACUGUAGCUCUGAGUCAUCGUCGAGAGACAGUCUACGAGAACAGACGCUCAGCAAACAGACGUACCACAAGGAGACACGAAACAGCUGGGACUCACCUAUCUUCAGUAAUGAUGUUAUUCGCAAGAGACACUAUCGCAUCGGCCUGAAUCUCUUCAACAAGAAGCCAGAGAAAGGCAUCCAGUACUUGACUGAGAGGGGAUUUAUCCCAGACACACCGGUGGGCGUGGCUCACUUCCUGCUGCAGAGAAAGGGGCUGAGCAGGCAGAUGAUAGGAGAAUUCCUCGGCAACCGGCAGAAACAGUUCAACAGAGAUGUCCUGGACUGUGUGGUAGAUGAAAUGGACUUCCAGGGCAUGGAGCUGGAUGAGGCUCUUAGGAAAUUUCAAAACCACAUUCGUGUCCAGGGGGAGGCCCAGAAGGUAGAGCGGCUCAUCGAAGCCUUCAGCCAGCGCUACUGCAUCUGUAACCCCACUGUGGUGCGACAGUUCAGGAACCCUGACACCAUCUUCAUCCUGGCCUUCGCCAUCAUCCUCCUCAACACUGACAUGUACAGCCCCAACGUCAAGCCUGAGAGGAAGAUGAAGCUGGAGGACUUCAUCAAGAAUUUGCGAGGUGUGGAUGAUGGUGAGGACAUUCCCCGGGAGACUUUGGUUGGCAUCUAUGAAAGGAUCCACAAGCGAGAGCUGAAGACCAAUGAAGAUCACGUGUCACAGGUGCAGAAGGUUGAGAAGCUCAUCGUGGGGAAGAAACCAAUUGGAUCGCUCCAUCAUGGUCUGGGAUGUGUUCUGUCGUUACCCCAUCGCCGCCUGGUGUGUUACUGCCGUUUGUUUGAAGUGCCGGAUCCCAACAAGCUCCAGAAGCUCGGCCUUCACCAGCGUGAGAUCUUCCUCUUCAACGACCUCCUCGUGGUAACCAAGAUAUUCCAGAAAAAGAAGAACUCUGUGACGUACAGCUUCAGACAGUCCUUCUCUCUGUACGGGAUGCAGGUCAUGCUGUUUGAGAAUCAGUAUUACCCCAAUGGAAUCAGACUUACAUCAGCGAUACCAGGUGCAGACAUCAAAGUACUCAUCAACUUCAACGCGCCCAACCCCCAGGACCGCAAGAAAUUCACAGACGACCUACGGGAAUCCAUCGCUGAGGUCCAGGAAAUGGAGAAAUACAGAAUAGAGUCUGAGCUGGAGAAGCAGAAAGGGGUGGUGAGGCCGAGCAUGUCGCAGAGUUCCGGUCUGAAGAAGGAAGCUGGCAAUGGGAGCAUGAAUCGUGCUAGUCUGGAUGACACCUACACGAUGGGAGAAGGCCUGAAGAGGAGCGCCCUCAGCAGCUCGCUCCGAGACCUCUCCGAAGCAGGCAAGCGGGGGCGUCGCAGCAGUGCAGGAUCACUAGACAGCAAUAUGGAAGGGUCCAUCAUUAGCAGUCCUCACACACACCGAAGAGCCACCACGCCGCGCGAGGGCACAACCCGCGGCCAUCCCACAAUCUCCAACUCUGCAUCGACUUCCAUCCUCGGGUCACUGUUUGGCAGCAAGCGAGGCAAACCUUCAUCCCAGAGCCACCCUCCUUUUCCUCCACCCGGUCACCCCACCCUCAUAUCCCACAAGCCCCACCCGACCAACCUGCACCACACGGCGCAGGUGGUGCACGCGGUGCAGGCCCAGCUCCACAGUCACCAUUCCCAGUACUGCCAAGUCCCGCAGAACCCACCGCCUUACCACCACCACCACCACUACCACCCCCCGCCGCACACGCAGUACCACCAGCACCCAGCCUACGCCCCACACGCGCACCAACAACACGCCCACUCGCAGCAUAGCCACUACAGCCAGCAUUCCCACCACGCCCCGCACUCCCAGCAUGCCCCUCACCACCACAGUCAGCAAACUGGUUCGGCACCUGGAGGACCUAAACCCAAACACAGUGGCAUCAGUACCGUAGUGUGAUGUUUCUACCAAGGAGGGGAAGAGGAGAAGUGAGGCGAGAACUUAACUACACCAAAGGGACUGAUGGCGUGACUGUAUGGCCUGUCCACUGUGUUUCACUGCUGCUGUGAUGGGAGCCAAUCACCGGCACUCACCUCCAGGUCUAAGGAAACUGGACUCAAACCUUCUUCCACCAGGGGCCUUUUCUAGUUUGCCUGAUUGUGGGUGUGAUCCCAUCAGGAAUGAAUUUCCUUGGGGGUUUUUUUUAUGUUUUUUUUUUGUUUGUUUGUUUGUUUCUCACAACCACCAACCGACCGUGACGGCUGAGGAGAAACCGCCUUCUCGCCAAGCCGCUCCCCACUGCUCCAUCCAUCCAGUAACCUGUCUUAUCUCCACGGAAUCAGGAGGAAUGAUGCCGCGAAGACAAAUGUGGCUGUUUUUAGCUCGCACAUCUUCCUUGAAGCUAACCUUCAACACGACCUCGUUGGGUUUGCAGAUCUUCCCAUCAUGCGAAUGCUGUUUGUUGUUGCCUACCGUAGAACUCACGCAUAGUGGAAAAACCGUCUGUAGUCGUUUCACAAUAAAAGCACAGGUAGCCAUCUGAGUCAGCCGCCAUAGUCGUUCUAGUGAUGUAUUUUACUGUAGAUGACAGCUAUACGUGUUGUCUCUUAGCUCUCAUGAAUAAACGUGCCAAUUAUUAACGCAUAAUCUAUUUAGUCCAGACUUCAUGUACAGUAUAUUGUGCGUAAAGUAAUUUGUAAGAUUAUACUUACAAUUAUUAUCAGCAAAAAUGACUUAUCAGUAUUAUACUGACUAUGUGGUAAGAGGACUAAGACCUGAAAGGAGUGAACUCCCAUUCGGUGCGGCCAGUACACUUUUUCAGGAAUUUCUGCCUUUCAAACAGAUCAGAAAGAGCUUCUAGAUUGCAGCUGGUGCAUACAGGCCUGGGAAUGUUGCGGCGGCAGAAAGCAGAAUUUCACCUUCCUCUCUUUUGGAUAUUGUUGCCGCUUACAGAUUCAGGAUUAGCAGCGGGAGAUCUUAUUGGAAAGGAAAGAAAUUUUGGAUGCGUGUUUAAGGAAAAAAAAAAAAAGACCCAUGGGUGUUGAGUCUUUUUGCCUUUAACAUAUGCAACAGCUGCUCUCUUGACUCUUAAAAAUCAGACUAAAAAAAAUUUGCUUUUGCCUUGUUUAGUGUUUUAUUUUUUCACCAGUGGUGUUUGGUGAGUGAAUAAAACCAGUUCUCGCAUAGUGAAGUAUUUUUUUUCUUUCUUUCAUAUGUGCAAUACCUUUGUACUGAUUUUGUACGCGAAGAACAAGCCUCCAAAUUGUUCGUUUUCAUAUUGUUGUGUAUUUAUUUUUUUCGGACCCUCCACCCCCGUCCUCGGCUGUCCUCGCAGCCUCGUGAGCGGUAUGAGCUCGAGAGUUGAGUGGAUUGUCUUGUGAUGUUUUUUGUUUGUUUGGUUGUUUUUUUUUGCAUGUGAUGUUAUUGAUGUGAAGCGACCCUCUGCACAUUCUAUAACAAAUCAGUGUUACCAUAGCAACUUUAAGUGCAAUCGUGUUUAAAAGUGCAGACUUUUACUGAGAGCCGUAAUCUGUUAUCACAUUGUCCAGAAAGAGAUUCAGGUGAAAAAAAAAAAAAAAACAAACUUUUUUUCAUUGAUAAAUAUAUAAAUACUUAGUUACACAGUUCGUGGUGGAAAUAGGAAUGUGUGUAUAUAUUUUCAUAAGCUUUUCUUUGAGCUGAACAGAAAUAUUUUGCUGGAUAAGCACAUACGAUAUAUAGCAGUAAUAUACAGCAGAAAUGCAAACUGAACAAAGGAGCUGGGUCUAUGUAAAGAAUAACUUUCUAUCUACAUUCUACAAAUAAGAGUCUUAUUAUAGUGUGUAAAUUAGUGACAGUAAACCAUUUGUCCCAAUAUUCAGGUUGUAAAUGUAUUUUAACAUUAACAUAAAAAAACA